ACUGUUAGUAGCUUUUUGGCAGCUCAGAGCGCCCAUAGUCACCAACACAAACUCGGGUUUAGUGAUCAACUAACAAGUGAGUAUUUCGUUCGUCAACAUACGUAUUUAACAUACCUUUAAUUGAAACAAUGAUAUUGUGCCGGAUAUAAUUUACUACUGAAACAAUGUCGUGUUAUUGCCCAAACUGGAUGAAUGAUAGUCCUUUGCUUGUUCCUAUUGACCUCAAUAAUCAAUCGGAUUUACUCAAGGGACCAGAAACUGUCCAUGUCUCAAAAUUUUACAAGGAAGGCAAAGAUGGAAAGUUUCUCAGUAACAUAUCACCUGAUGCCAAAACUUUGUAUGAAACAUUUCGCAAAGGCGCGAAAAUAUCUAACAAUGGUAAAUGCUUAGGGUGGAGAGAUAACAUAAGUAAACCUUUUCAAUGGAUUCACUACAAUGAAACAUUACUUCGAGCUAGAAAUUUUGGGUCAGGUCUUUUAGGCCUUGGAUUACCAAAAAGUAGUCAAAUUUUUAUCGGAAUUUACAGUCAAAAUUGUCCUGAAUGGAUUUUGACCGAACAAGCUGCAUAUUGUUUUUCUAUGGUGAUAGUACCUUUAUAUGAUACUUUGGGUCCUGAUGCGUGUUCUUUCAUAAUAAAUCAAGCUGACAUUCCUGCUGUAAUAGUUGAUACGGACGAAAAGUGUAAUCAGCUCUUAGAUAGGUCUCCAAAUUGUCUACGAAAAAUUGUCGUUAUUCGUGGUACUCGUCCAUCAACAAAUCAAAAAGCUAAAAAUCGAGGUAUUGAAGUCUUAACUUUUGAAGAAGUAGAAAGAUCUGGCGCAACCAAAACAUUUCCUGAACAACCACCAAAACCCAAUGACUUAUGUACGAUAUGUUAUACAUCAGGCACAACAGGAUUACCUAAGGGAGUAAUGUUAACACACAGUAACGUAGUAGCAGCCGUUAGUGCUGUUCUUGUUCAAUUAUCUCAUUAUAGACCUAAUGUGGGGGAUGUAAUGAUCUCCUAUUUACCAUUGGCUCAUAUGUUGGAAAGAUGUUGUGAGAACGGAAUGUAUUUGGUUGGAGGAGCAGUAGGCUUUUAUUGUGGUAAUAUAAAAUUUCUUUUUGAAGAUAUGAGAGUUCUUAAACCUACAAUAAUGCCUAGCGUGCCGCGUUUGUUAAAUCGAAUCUACGAGCAACAGAUGUCUACUAUAUCUCCUAAUUUUUUUAAGCGUAUAAUGUAUAAUAUGGCCAUCCGUUCAAAAGAAAAAGAAAUUAAAAAAGGUAUCGUACGGAAAAACAGUAUUUGGGAUAAGUUAGUAUUUAGUAAUAUUCAGAAGAACAUGGGUGGAAAAGUGAGGUUAAUGAUUAUUGGUUCAGCUCCACUCGGUGGUCAUGUUUUAACGUUUAUGAGAUGUGCUUUAGGAUGUUUAGUCGUUGAAGGAUAUGGUCAAACGGAAUGUACUGCUCCGAUAUCAUUAUCAAUACAAGGGGACAUGAAUACAGAACACGUGGGGCCACCUGUGGCGUGUAAUUUUAUAAAGUUGGCCGAUGUACCAGAAAUGGAGUACUAUGCUUCAACAAACCAAGGGGAAAUAUGCGUAAAAGGAUCUAAUAUUUUCAAAGGAUAUUUUAAAGAUCCUGAUACUGUGACUUUUGAUGAACAUGGAUGGCAUCAUACUGGAGAUAUUGGAAUGUGGCUCCCAAAUGGUACACUUAAAGUAAUUGACCGCAAGAGACACAUUUUUAAAUUAUCGCAAGGAGAAUAUAUCGUUCCAGAAAAAAUUGAAGCAAUAUAUCUAAAGAGUCAAUAUGUAAAUCAAGUUUUUGUUCACGGAGAAUCACUAAAGUCAUGCGUCAUAGCUAUAGUCGUUCCUAAAGUUGAUGUAAUCAAGUCUUGGGCUCACGAAAAUGGCAUAUCUGGAACGUUAUCAGUAUUAUGCGCCAAUUCGGAGGUAAAAAAACUCAUCAUGGAUGAUAUGACAGCAUGGGGAAAAGAUGGUGGACUGAAGUCUUUUGAACAAGUCAAAGAUAUUUAUUUGCAUCCAGAUCCAUUUUCAGUACAAAAUGGACUCUUAACGCCAACAUUCAAAAUGAAGCGGCCUCAAGUGAGAUCAUACUUUGCGCCCCAAAUUGAAGAUAUGUACAUCAAAUUGAAAUAGAUGUACAAGCUAAAUAAUUUCUUGAUAAAUAACCUAUGGAAAUGUUCUACACAAUUUUGAUAUAUUCAUAAUUUCACAUUUUUACUUAGUUGAAUAAUACGUAGAAAUGAAAUUCUAUUUUACAAAAUUAAAUAAUAAUAUAAUAUGAUGUUGGUA
This is a messenger RNA of Daktulosphaira vitifoliae (grape phylloxera), 2297 nucleotides long. Its product is annotated as long-chain-fatty-acid--CoA ligase 5. Bases 165 to 2141 code for a protein of 658 amino acids. NCBI's taxonomy places the organism in Eukaryota, Metazoa, Arthropoda, Insecta, Hemiptera, Phylloxeridae. Gene Ontology annotation, molecular function: long-chain fatty acid-CoA ligase activity. The record is from RefSeq and is a predicted model, not a curated record. The transcript is spliced from 11 exons. Gene Ontology annotation, cellular component: endoplasmic reticulum; membrane. Gene Ontology annotation, biological process: long-chain fatty acid metabolic process.